Messenger RNA from Sorex araneus (European shrew), 8944 nucleotides. It is a transcript of the gene ADGRG4, whose product is annotated as adhesion G protein-coupled receptor G4. Gene Ontology annotation, molecular function: G protein-coupled receptor activity. The transcript is spliced from 23 exons. The record is from RefSeq and is a predicted model, not a curated record. Gene Ontology annotation, biological process: adenylate cyclase-activating G protein-coupled receptor signaling pathway; cell surface receptor signaling pathway. NCBI's taxonomy places the organism in Eukaryota, Metazoa, Chordata, Mammalia, Eulipotyphla, Soricidae. Gene Ontology annotation, cellular component: membrane. The coding region runs from base 1 to 8925 and encodes 2974 amino acids.
AUGGCUGAUGCCCUUUCACUAAAAGGGAAAAGGCUGGAUUUUUAUGGCAGAGCAGACACGUAUGUAACGCUGACCAAAACCAUUCCUGAACUCUGUCGAUUCACAGCAUGCAUUGACCUGGUGUUCAUGAAUGACACCCCAAGUGAUUGGAUGGCCUUCAACUAUAUCAUUAAUAAUACCUUCCCAGGACAAGAAACCAUUGACCUUGGACUUGCUGGUGACCAACAAAAGCUAAUACUAUACAACUUGGGCAAGAUCUUUUAUAUCCAUUACCAUCUGACUCCUUUACGGUGGCACAGGCUGUGUUUGAUAUGGGAUGGGGUGAAAGGCCGUUUAGAGCUGUUUCUGAACAAGGAGAGAAUACUGGUCAUGAUGGAUGAACCACAGAAGCUGAAAUCUAAUGGGACUCUAGUUCUAGGACAUUUUCUCAAAAAUAAAGACAGCCCAAUUAAGAUGGUGAUGCGUACUUACACCAGCAGCUUAUACUACUUUCAACUCUGGGACCACAUCCUGGACAGUGAGGAACUCAUGAAGUGUUUGGGCGGCAACAUAGUCAGUUGGGAAGAAGAUGUCUGGCUUGUCAACAAGAUUGUUCCUACAGCUGAUGUGAAACUGCGUUGCUAUAUUAAAAAUAAAUGCAUCUUUGUAUUUGGAAUUGAUUAUAUAACCUUGUCAUAUCCCAAUACAGCAUCACCACUUCUGGGAAAAAUAACUGCACCAACAUCUUUAAAGACACUCAUAACUGAAACAGCUACAUUUAUUGCAGAUAGCUUAUCUAAUUCAGAAGUCAUCACCCUGCCUGAAAAGAGUACCUUGAAGGGAAGUACUACCAACUCCAUGAAAAUGACUAAAUCCCCAUCUGAGUUAACAAGGACAACAAAAAUGACUAAAAUCACUGACAGUGAGACCUUUUAUUCAACCACAACUACAAAUUUCUUAUGCACAACUGGAUAUGCCAAGAAUUCAUUUGCACCCAAAACUUCAGUGACUAGACCUCAGUCAAACAUUAAAAAGACCACACCUUUAUUCUCAUUGAUUGAGUCAACUUCUAUGUCCACAACAUCCUGGCAUAAACAAAAAUACACAGAUAUGAGAACACUCCCUAUCUCCACAGCUGGCCAGGAGUUUCUGGCAUCUACAGCUACUGGAACUGAACCUUGGUCUACGGUGGAAAAGAUUUCAGCUAUAACUACUCACAUUGGGGCUGCAUCAGCAUUACCACCCGAGUCUGUGCUCAGCUCUGCAGUCACUCCAGUGUCUACUGUAUUUCAUAGAGAUCACACAGCAUCUACAUUGGCAACAUCAGAUUCUGAAAUAGCAGUAGCAGUCCGCUCAGUGACACACCCAACUAGGACCAUUGAGAUGACAUCUCAGCUAAGAACAGCUGAAACAGAAUCAACGUCUGUGAAUUUCCAAAAGGUCUCUUCACCAGAAGUAGAGGAUAUAAAAUCUACUUUUGUACCCAAAGAAAUCUCUACUACGUCCUUUUCUUUCAGGAAAUCCUCUCCCUUUACUAGAGCUCAGAGUGCACAGACGGUUACUAAUGUUGAGACAACACAUACAACCUUGACUCCUGGAGUCACACUUAAACCUACAAUGGUUGAAACUAUGCAUCUACCUACAACCACUGGGUCAGAAUAUACCCACAAUACAUCUCUAGGCAGUGACAACAUGCUUCCUUUGCUUUCCACUAGAUCAUUUUACACAUCCAUGACAUCUGAUUUUGGUCCCAAAUCAAUAAAUUCCAAAGAACCCCAUCUUUUUUCCACUAAUGCAGCCACAUGGACUUCCAAGCCUAACCAAACCCUGUUGAGAUCAACAUUUCAUGGCAGUACUUUUAAUAUAAAACAUUCAUCAAUAGCUACUAACAUCAUCAUCCCACCAGAAGCAGCCACAAAGAGUGUGUCUACCACAACCACUGGUACUAUUGCUACUGUUGAUGUUACUACAGACAGAUAUACAACUCUAUCUAAAUUCCUGUCUCCAUGGUUUGUUAAUUUCUCCACAGUUUCUGAAACCACAUCUGUAACCAAACUGCCUGGAUGUAAACUUACCACCACACUAGUAAAAACCAUCCCUAUGUCCACAUUAGCCCGAAAUGAAACUUCAAUAUCAAGGGGGACAGUUAUUCCACCAACAGAUAGAACAUCUACUUUGACUAAUGUUGAACUAAAUUUUUCUUCUACUGAGAGUGCCUCUGAGACCACACAAACGAAGAUAAAUGGAACAAUUUCAGAGACAACAGCCCCUAUUUCAGGGUCUGAAACAACACAAAAAUUUGAAACUACUGUGACAAAGAAAGAAACAACAACUUCCCAUAAUCUUAAUGAAACAUCCACAAUGACCACAACAGCUGAGAAUUCUCCAUUCACAACAAGGAUGGAAGCAACAACAGAUGAAUUUACGCAAAUGAUGACAGUUUCUGUCACUGUUUCUCCCUUUCCUGACACAGAAAAGUUCAGUACCCUGUUGAAUAAUGAAACUGCAACCACUGAAGUGAGAGAAAGUUGGCUUUCUACAAAAUCAGUGAAAACCACACUUAAUAGUUCACACAACGGAACCGAAGAAAUCAUUAAUUCCUCUCAGACCUUCACCACAUAUUGGGUCUCAGGGAGUGUACCUGAUGAGAAUUCAACUCCAUCUCUCACUUCUACAAACACGCAGACAUUCUCUGAGUCCCUUGGUGAUUCCACCACAAGGAUAUUGGGGACAAGUUUUGCCACUACUGACAGGAUGAUUAUGUCUUCAGCUGUUGGUGUCUUGCCUCCACAGCCUACAGCUCUCCGUUCCUCAGCAACCCCUGUGUCUAUCACUCGUAUGUCCUCACUUUCAGCUAAUGUCUCUUCUGUAUCCUCUUUGAAGGUGUCUAAAGUUACUGUACCUGAAUAUUCUACAUUGGCCACAGCUGCUUCUACAUCACUGCCUUCAUAUGUCUCAACAGCUACAGUGACUGCAACAUCAGUGCCACCAUUGGCUCAGACUGUGUCCACAACCCGUAAACCUACUCACAGAGACUCAAUUCCCACCAUUUCAGAAGCCACAAUAAUCUCUGUCAGGAUGACACCUACUGCAAUUCCUUCUCAUACAGAAACUCCAAUCUCCUCAGUGACAGUGAGGCCUGUCACUUCUAUGGCAACUAAGCCUGUAACCACUCUCCCCUCCUCAUCAAUUGACAGAGUAACCCCAUAUACACAUACUCUUCCCUGCUCCAAAUUUCUCACUGACAUUUCAGUUGUAUCUGUCACUCAUGGAACCUCAACAAUGUCUACACCAAUAUCAAGCCAACCCACAUCUCAAGUGGAGGAGACUUCCACACAUGCUUUCAGCUCUCCAUAUACUUUAAGUGGUGGAGGAGAUGUUAGUUUGGUUAUUGACACCACAGAAACUUCCUUUGUUGAUAAUAUCAUGCCUUCACAUACCUCUGCCAACAAGUUUACUGCUUCAGUUGGUGGUCACACAUCUCAACUUUCCAUAGGUCCUGUAAGCACACCAGUUCCCACGCUAUUAGUGACCAGCACCACUCCCUUAUCUUCUAACAAAGAACAGAUGACUACCAUUCUAGGAAAUACCCCUAGAACUGUGACGGUGACAGAAAUACCCACAUCAAAGAAUCCUUUUAUUUCAGAUUCCCAGAAUACUUCACCCUUGGAAAUAACAGAUGCGGGAUUUUAUAAGACCACAAAAAUUUCAUGUAACCAAACAAAAUCACCUUCAGAGAGUCCACUUGUGACUCUACUUGAGCAUAUUUUGGCUUCAUCUCCUACUCUGGGGAGUACACAGUCUAUACCUAAUUCUACCUCAAGUAACAAAGUAGAUAUACAUAGUUCUGAAGCAGCUUCCAGUCUUGGGAAAACAGUUCUUUCUUCACAAGUUCCUGUCACAAGCACCACAUUAUCUCCUGAAAAAGGAAGCAUGAGUGUCUUGUCAGGAUAUACUCAGAGUACUGACAAAAUGAUAGCAAGUGCCACAUCUGUGACUCGCCCUGUCUUAUACUCUGAUAGUUCAUUCAAAGAUACCACAACAUCCAGGACAACACUUUCACACUUCCUUUCACCUAUAACUCAACCUGAUGUGACUUCCAUUGCCUCUCCUGUUUUUGAAAACGCACAAACUUCUUCAGAGUUCCUGUCUCAUUCCACAGCUGGAUUAUUUAGUGGAAAUUUUACAGUGAUGUCUACUGAUAGGACCACUAUGACUCAUCCUACUCGAAAUGUACCUACAGUAUUUCUUGGAAAUACCUCUAUGAAAACAUCCAUUCCUAUUUACCAGAUGUCCUCAUCGCCAGUUAAUGUUGCUGCUUUCACCACCAAAAGAGUUUCUGACACAUCCCCAAUACUAAUGACUAAGUCUUCUAAAACAACACACCCAGAUUGUUUGAAAAGUCUCUCUACAGCUACAUCUAGGCCUGUGUCUGAAAUGAACCCAAUGUCAGUUAAUGAUUCUACUUUCUCACCCCCUGCUGUAUCUUCUGAUUCUUCUACAACAGUUGGAUUGUUCUCCACUUUAUUGUCUUCAAUCGCUCCUAGAUCUACUAUGACCAUAAAUCCAUCUACAUUGGAUGUUAUGCCCGUGACAUCUGCUGGACAUACUUCAAAAAGCACAAUGAUUUCCUCUGCAUUCAGUACCUCAGAAAUGUCAGAGGUAUCCUCCAGGAUCACAGCUACAUCUUUUUCUUCUCCAACAGAGUCAGUGUUUCCCUCUCCGACAGAUGUCCCAACCAUUAGCAUGACUGGGAUCGUGACCCCUUUUUCAAGUAUCAUGGACUCCUCUCUACUCAGUUCUAAGACUACCAAAGUCAUUCCUUCUGUUCCAAAAGACACAUUUUCACCACUUUUAUCAACAACCCAACAAUCAUCCCAAGGAGAUAAAGCUACAAUUAUGGGCAUGUUAUCUGGGAUUACUAACAGCUUACAAUCCACUUUAACCAGUAAUAGAGGGACAGUUCUCACAAAUCCUUGUUCUAGAACUACUACCCCAGAAACUGUGCUUUCAUCUACUUCUUCAGAUGACCUCUAUACUUCCACAAAUACUCAGGUUUACCCAUUUUUCACUACAUUUAAGAGCACCCAUGGACCCACAAAGGGUGUAAAAACUACCACCUACUUUUCUUCAAAUACAGAAAAGAUGACUUUGUCAGAAAAAACCACAACAGCUGAAUUUACAAAGCAUGCCACAUCUAUUUCAUAUCCUUCGUGGACUCCAUCCAGUACAGAUCCAGUUUCUUUGACAUCAUUUCACUUUUCUCCUAAUAGUACUGAGACUGAGCUCUCCUCUACAAAGACUUCUCUUCCUCCUACAUCCCAAAUGGCUGAAUUCCCAGACUUGGGAGCCAGAAGCACAUCUAGAAAUACCCAGUCUCUUAUUAUGACUUCUUGGAAUGCCUCCACAAGUAAAGAUUCUCAAUUUCCAAUUUCUACCUCUACUCAUGAACCUACACUCAGCAAGAUGGAAACAGAAACCUCCUUUCUUGUUCCUGGGUUUCUGUCAACACACUCAAGCUCUCAGACUAUAAGUGAAGAUAUUAUAUCAAUGUCAUCAAUUUCCACAUCAGAAAUUUUUCCUACCCUUGGGAUGCCUGAGAAUCCAUCUAUAUCUUCAAGAUCUACCCCUACCACUUUGCCUGACAUUAAACACACAUUUGGGGAGAAAACAACAACUUUAAUGCCUGGGAUCACAGUCUCAUCAGAAUCUAUAAUUUCGAAGCCCACAGCUUCACCGAUGCUUACUUGGAUCUUAUCUAGUUUUCCUUCAGUUUCUCCUCUGGUAUCCAUAUCCAAAACUCCUCACAUAACUUCUUCUACCAUAGAGGUGUCAAAACCCACAUUUCUGACUUCUGACAUGAGACCAACACAACAAUUUACUAAGUUUACUUUGCAACCCUUUGACACGGCAAACACCAUAUUUACCAAAACCUCUCCUACACCUAUAGAGGACACUAUCCCUACUGGUUUCUCAACUUCUUUCCCUACAUCUGUAAAAAUUACAGAUAAUAGUAUACAUAUUUCCAAAUCUCCUGAGGCAUCUUUCAGAACCACGAGGACUGUCAACUCCCAGACUAUAUCUCAACCUUCAUCCUUUAGCCAAGUGAGUAGGUCACCUCUUACACCUGAUCACACAUUAUCAGUUCGUUACAAGCCUCUGACUAGUGCUACAAUAACAUCUGCUUGGAGCAGAAUCCCAGAUGCAUCAGCAUCCUCUAAUUCAGUACUUCCUAGUCCAGCACAGGAUUUCCUUCUAAAUAUAACUACCACUACAUCCAAUGUUACUGGAGUCUCAUUUCCAUUGAUAGCCACUGGAGCUACACAUCUCUCAACAACUGUCUCUUCACUACUUUCAUCCUCUUUUGAGAUGACCUGGCUUGACUCCACAUCUUCUUUUCUUCCUACGGAAGCAUCAGCUUCGCUUAUUGCUGAGGAGUCCGAAGUUUCCUUCUACAAUAUUGAAAUGAGCUUCUCUGUCUUUGAUGGAAAGCCAGGCAUCCUUAUUACCAGCAUUGCAAAAGAAUAUGCAGAAAAAUGGUUGAAUUCUGUAUUUCAGGAUAGUGAAUUUGCUCUUGCUAAUCUAGCUGUUGAACUGAAAAGCAGAGACUCUUCUGAAGAAGAAAUGAACAUGGACCGAAUUUUUUUGAAACAGAAAGAUGGACAAGAAAUGAUGACAAUUCCUCAUAUAUCAUACAGCUGUGUUUGGCGGGUCAUCAUAAAAGCGAAUUCUUAUUUAUCAUCCACCAAACUGAUUACCAGGAUCAAAAGUAAAAUAAGGAACAACCUCAAGCAAGGAAACUUCACAUCACAUAGAUUGAAGUUAUUAGUAACAUCUGAGCGUAUUCUAGUGGAAAAAUUAGAGCCAGGAAAGUGCAAAGCCGAUAAAACAGCCUCCAAAUACAAAGGGACUUAUAAAUGGCUCUUAACCAACCCUACAGAGACAGCCCAAACUAGAUGCAUAAAGAAUGAGGAUGCAAACGCUACCAGAAUCUGCUCAAUCAGUAUCAAAACUGGCAAAUCUCAGUGGGAAAAACCCAAGUUUAAACAGUGCAGAUUGCUUCAUGGACUUCCUGAUAAGAUUGUGGAUCUGGCUAAUAUUACUAUAAGCGACGAGAAUGCGGAUGAUGUUGCAGAGCACAUUUUAAAUUUGAUAAAAGAAUCUCCCAUUCUGGAUGAAGAAGAAACAAAGAUUAUUGUUUCUAAAGUAUCUGAUAUUUCACACUGUAAUGAAAUAAGUAUGAAUCUAACCCAGAUGAUUUUACAAAUAAUCAAUGCUGCUUUGGGAAAGCAGAAUGAUUCUGCUUCAGAUCUGCAUGAAGUGAGCAAUGAAAUCCUGAGGAUUAUUGAACGAGUUGGUCACAAGAUGGAAUUUUCCGGGAGGAUGGCGAAUCUAACAGUGGCUAACUUUGCUCUGGCUGUCCUGAGAGUAGACCACAUUUUUGAAGGCAUGACCUUUAAUAUUGGCUCUUAUGAAGAAGGCACAGAUCCUGAGAUUCUCCUAGGUAAUGUCCCUCCAGGUCGGGUAUUGGCCUCCAUACAUUUGCCUAAAUCACUGAGAGGGAGAAUUCCUCCUAACGGUCUACAGACCAUCUUGUUCAAUUUCUUUGGCCAGACAUCACUCUUUCAGAUCAAAAAUGUCAGCAAAGCAUUAACCACGUAUGUUGUGAGUGCCAGCGUUUCAGACACGUACAUUCAGAACUUGGCUGACCCAGUGAUUAUAACUUUGCAGCAUAUUGAAGGAAACACGAAAUAUGAUCAAGUCCAAUGUGCCUUUUGGGACUUUGGGAGUAACAAUGGGCAAGGUGGAUGGAAUUCAUCAGGCUGUAAAGUAGAGGAAACAAACAUAAAUUACACAAUCUGUCAUUGUAACCACCUCACACAUUUUGGAGUCUUAAUGGAUUUUUCCAGGUCUGCAGUGGAUACAGUGAAUGAACGGAUACUAACACUUAUAACAUACACUGGAUGUGGAAUUUCCUCCAUUUUUCUGGGAGUUGUGAUGGUGACAUACAUUGCUUUUCGCAAACUUCGAAAAGAUCAUCCUUCUAAAAUCCUCAUCAACCUAUGUACAGCACUGCUGAUGCUAAACCUGAUGUUUCUGGUUAAUUCCUGGUUAUCAUCAUUCCAGAAGGUGGAACUUUGUAUCACAGUUGCAGUGGUGCUUCAUUACUUCCUGCUGGCUUCCUUGACUUGGAUGGGCCUGGAGGCAGUACACAUGUAUUUUGCUCUGGUUAAAGUCUUCAACAUAUACAUUCCAAAUUACAUCCUUAAAUUUUGUCUAGCUGGUUGGGGGAUCCCAGCGAUUGUAGUGGCCAUCAUACUUGGUGUGAAUAAAGAUCUGUAUGGAACUCUGAGCUCAGCCACUCCAUUUUGUUGGAUUAAGGACAAUUCUGCCUUUUACUUCUCAGUUGUGGCUUAUUUUUGCCUCAUAUUUCUUGUAAAUAUCUCCAUGUUCGGCACUGUUCUUCUGCAGCUGAAUUCUAUCAAAGCUCAAGGCCACAGAAAGAGACAGAAGAUGAUACUGCAUGACUUCAAAGGCAUCAUGAGCCUAACAUUCCUACUUGGCCUCACCUGGGGGUUUGCCUUUUUUGCCUGGGGACCCGUGAGGAAUAUUUUCUUGUAUCUUUUUGCCGUUUUCAACACUUUGCAAGGAUUCCUCAUUUUUGUGUUUCACUGUGUGAUGAAAGAGAGUGUGCGGGAACAAUGGCAGAUACACCUCUGCUGUGGAUGGUUGAGACUGGAUAACUCUUCUGAUGGCGGUAGCAGGUGUGCAUUAAAUGCUGGAUUUAAACAGGAGAGACUGAAGAAAUCUUUUGAGCACAAACUCUUGACACCAUCCCUAAAGUCUACUGCAACUAGUUCCACUUUUAAAUCUCUAGGCUCUCCUCAAGGCUCACCUUCAGAAAUAAGCUUCCCAAAUGGUGACUUUGAUGAAGAUCCCUACUAGCUUCUCUCCCUUGAGUUGU